This is a messenger RNA of Lactuca sativa (garden lettuce), 846 nucleotides long. Lineage: Eukaryota; Viridiplantae; Streptophyta; Magnoliopsida; Asterales; Asteraceae. The record is from RefSeq and is a predicted model, not a curated record.
AUGACAAAAGAGUUGAUAAAGAAACUAACAACAACAGAUCUUCAAAUACAAGAACCAAAACAAUCAAAUGAUAAAGGUGUUGAACAAAAGAAAACCAAAUCAGUUUCAAAAAAGAAAAACACAACAACAAAACAAAAAAAGAGAAAAAAAAGAAAGAAACGAAAACAAAAGCAAACAAUACAAGAGAAAAACAAAAAAACUAAAACAGAGUCUGGAGAAGAUGAUGAGAAGUUUCCAUCAUUAAGAACAAGGGUUGCAACACAAAGCAUGGAUCUUGAAGCAGUUGAUGACUAUGAACAAGACAACAGAACAUUGAUUAAAUGGAAAGAACAACAUCCGAAAAUAACACAGUCUGCUCAAGCACUUGUAGAUCUUAUAGAAGAAUCGCAAAUUGCAGAUGAGAUAAGAAUAAGACCACUUCACUUCUGGAACUACGGGAGACUGGAAACAAUACAAACCAAUGAAAUUGCAAAUGUGAAGUUUGGAAUGGAAAUUUUGGAGAAUAUGGAGAUGAUUGAAGAUGAAUAUGUUGAUUUGGUUGAGGAAAACAAUGAAAAGAAUGAAGAGGAGUUUUCAGAUUCAGAUGACAAUGAGGUUAUUGGUGCAGAGAGUGUAUUCAAGAAACAUAUUGGUGAAACAUCAAACGUGAAUGAAAAUGAAGUUCAAGUUCAAAAAGAAAUCGAAGGAUCAAAUGAUGAAAAUCCGAAAAAGGAUAUUACAUUUCAAAAAGCAAUAGUAUUGUUUACACCAAAAGAGAAUGAAGUACAACAUACUGAAGUUAAUAAAACAGUGCAUGCAGAAGAAGCUGAAGAAAUGGUUGUGGACCAAACAACAAAAACAUUGUAA